This is a messenger RNA of Ostrea edulis (European flat oyster), 814 nucleotides long. Its product is annotated as perlucin-like protein. The transcript is spliced from 6 exons. The coding region runs from base 26 to 751 and encodes 241 amino acids. Gene Ontology annotation, cellular component: external side of plasma membrane. The record is from RefSeq and is a predicted model, not a curated record. Gene Ontology annotation, biological process: biological process involved in interspecies interaction between organisms. NCBI's taxonomy places the organism in Eukaryota, Metazoa, Mollusca, Bivalvia, Ostreida, Ostreidae. Gene Ontology annotation, molecular function: carbohydrate binding.
CAAAACCUUCAUAAAAAUCCGAACAAUGCAGUCCCUGCAGAUCUGUAUCUUGUUUGCGGUCAUUUGUUUUACUUCGAGUUCGAAAAUUUCCAGUCGAGCACAACAAGGCGGAGAUGAAGUCCUGAUAAAAAAUAUUUCAGACCUUCAUUUUCAAUUAUUUUCUUCCGUUCAAAAGAAGACCAAGAUGAUAAAGUCGGCGGUGUUUGAAACGCAAUGCAGUGGAUCAGGUUGUACGUUUAAUGGCUGCCAGUCAAGUGAGUCUGGAACAUGUGACGGGAAAAUGUUGAGUAAGCUGAAUCAAAUACAUUCCAGUAUUAGGAAUAUUUGGAAACGAAAGCCAGAGAAACCAAGCACUGUUUGUAAAAAAGGAUGGAAACGACACAACAACCAUUGCUAUUUUCUGUCCAGUGCAAAACUAAACUGGUUUGAAGCACAGAUGUUUUGUCGAAACUUAAAAACAACCCUUGUGCAAAUUAAUGACGCAAAUGAGAGCAAGUGGCUUUCGAGGAAUUUUCCAAAAGUUCCUUACUGGCUCGAUGUUACUGACGUCGGAAAGGAAGGACAUUGGUUGACGUUUUCAACAGGGAAAAGACCCACAUUUACAAGCUGGGAUCGCGGCCAACCAGAUAACUGGAAAAAAAAUCAGGACUGUGGCUAUAAUAACUUUUCAGGACGGCUCGGUAGAUGGGAUGAUGCACAUUGUACCAUGAAAAUACAAUUCAUCUGUGAAGAAUCAGGAUCUGGAUUCUGAACAGGAAGAUCAUAAGAAAGGAUUGUUCGAAUGCAAAUGGGAAAAUAAAAUUGAUAAAACAAA